Messenger RNA from Lentinula edodes (shiitake mushroom), 1524 nucleotides. RefSeq lists its product as uncharacterized. The record is from RefSeq and is a predicted model, not a curated record. NCBI's taxonomy places the organism in Eukaryota, Fungi, Basidiomycota, Agaricomycetes, Agaricales, Omphalotaceae. The transcript is spliced from 8 exons. Gene Ontology annotation, cellular component: cytoplasm. Gene Ontology annotation, biological process: cellular response to oxidative stress. Gene Ontology annotation, molecular function: quinone reductase (NADPH) activity. Bases 329 to 1366 code for a protein of 345 amino acids.
GUCGACGCGUCGUCUGAAGCGCGCACUAGCACGUGGUCAUUAUACACUAAGCGCUUGUUAUAGUUCGACCUUCAAACUUCAAGUUCUACUCUAACUUUCAUUUCUAAGUUUCAACGCAUUCUCGAGCCACUAAUGGAAUUCAGGCAAUUUUACGAAUGAGCGAGUGGUCAAUGGCUAAUGGUAUGGGGAGGAAUGACGCCAUCCAUAAAUCGUGUGCCGUUUCGUUUAGUUUUGGUUUUGUUGUUUUUACCUGAUUUAUCAUCCUCCCCGGCUUUCUCGAAUAUACUCUCAUUUUGGCCUCAAUUCAAGAUCUUUACCUUCAAUAACAAUGUCGACUCCAAAAUUUCCUGAGACAAUAGAGGCUUUUGCGAUCAACAAAACUGGUGGCUUUGAAGUUCUGGAAAAGCUGACUUUGCCAUUCCCGAAAGUCGAGCCAGGCCAUUUGGUGAUCAAAGUAGAAUGGAUUGGUGUUAAUUUCAUUGAUACAUAUUACCGUCAAGGACUCUAUCCGUACCCAAGCUUCCCUGCGAUACUUGGGAAGGAAACCUCUGGGGAAAUUAUUGCGCUUCCAACUGACCCAGAAGUCCUCAACAGUCCCGAUUUCCAACGGAUGGAAUAUAAAGUGGGAGGAAAAGUUGCUGUUGAUUUCCUCGGAACCCAUUCAACAUAUAUAUCUGUGCCAUGGAUCAAAGCAUAUCCGAUCACCCACGGCGUCUCCACCAAAAUCGCAGCAGCAGGUCUUGUUCAAAGCCUCACAGCUCUCACUUUCUUCGAAGAAUCCUAUAAAGUCAAAAAGGGCGAUACCAUCCUCAUCCAUACUGUUGCUGGCGGUCUCGGACUAUUGAUGGCUCAGCUAGGCAAACAUCUCGGUGCGACGGUGAUUGGGACGACGUCGACAAAGGAGAAAGCGGAACUAGCGAAAGCCCAUGGGGCAGAUCAUGUUAUUCUGUAUAAGGAGGAGGACACGGUGAAGAGGGUCUUGGAGAUUACUAACGGAGUCGGUGUUGAAGCGGUGUUCGAUGGUGUUGGGAAGGAUACGUUUGAAAGUAACUUUGAGAUGCUCCGCCGAAAAGGUACUCUCGUCUCCGUAGGCAAUGCGUCUGGAGCGGUUCCUCCUGUUUCUCCUCUCAAACUCCUGCCCAAAAAUCUCAAACUGCUGCGACCAACGAUGAACAACUACCUUGUCACGCCUGACGAAGCAGCUUACUAUGGGGACAAAGUUUUCGAAUUUAUCUCGUCCGGUGUUCUCAAGAUCAAUAUAUUCAAGGAGUAUCCGUUCACGCAAGAGGGAGGACAACAGGCGCAGAAGGAUCUCACAGGAGGAAAAACUACGGGCAAGCUUUUGAUCAAGGUUGUGCAGGAUUGAGUCUCGUGGGUAGUGGCAUUCAAAGUACUAGGAGAGUAGUCCUCCACGAACAAGAUCGAGAAGAUGGGAUAUGAAGAGUUGGAGGAGUAGUAAGAAUUCAGCGAGAAUGUAUGGAAGCUAACUAAAUUUGUAUCACCAGCAACUAAAUUUUUCACCUC